UCAAUGAGGUUUUUAGUGGUUACCUGGGACUCUCUACAUGCCCACAUAGACGUGUCAGUGGAAAGAAAGCUGUCUGCAUUAACAGCACAGAUGACAACCACACAGUAUAAACUUUAUGCUGUUCCAGUUCCCCAGAAGUCUGACCUGCAUUCGUUCAAAUAUUUAGUCACAUAAUCACAUGCUUAAAAUCAAGAAAAAUCCUGACCAGUAUCCUGGGCAAAGGUGUGCAAGGCUGCCAGAAUUUGAGACUGGCUUUAUAAAUUACACCUUUCCUUUUCCCACAACUGCUUUUCAUUAUGCAGUUCUUUGUUGGAGCUGCUGGGAAAAAACAGUUCCUUACUGCUGUCCAAAAAGCUGUUUGAAAGGUUCCAUGACCCUUUGAUUCACUUUAAGGAAAUCUUACUGCAGAGUUUUUUAUGUUGGCUUUACUCUAUUGCAACAGAACUUUCCUGGGUUUUUUGCAUUGUUGGCACUGUUGGCUUGAGCAUAUUUUUGGGUUGUUUUGUUGUGUUUUUUUUAAUACAACCAGGCAAUAGUAGCUCUCCUAUUAAGUGUUUUGACCAGGCAGACUGUGAGAGGCCAAACUUAAUUCAAUUUAAAGUUCAGUUCCUACUAGGAAGUCACCCAAGAAGUGGUGAAAAGUAUGUCUUUAAAUAUCUAAUUGCCAACACACAUCUCAUUUGGCUGCAUUUACACUACCCCUGUAGAAACACUGGGUUAUUUCAUGAUUUCAGGCCUCAUUCUGACACGGCUCAUCACACCUGACUGGUGUGCUCCAACUUGAAGAAGCCUUCCUGGGUUGGAUACUCUGCCAUUCACUCUUAGAUCUACCAGAAACCCUAAAAUGAUUCAUUAUCUCCUUUGACCCUUCUGAAGCAUAUGUAGCUAGAGCUGCAUAGCACCUCUGUGGGUAAGACCUUUCUUGCAGCUGCUCACGGAACAGCCCUUUAUAUAUUUGGCACCGGGCUUGCAGGAUCAGAAUCUGGCUGUGAAGACUUUCUGGGGUGAAAGAUGGUGAGUAGAUGUACAUUACCUUGUUUUCCCCCAGCCAUGCGAACUGGCACUCGUCCAGCGGGCCGGCUGGUGGCACUGUUAAUCAGCUGCAGCAGCAGAUGCUGCUCUUUUGCCUCCUUUCAAAGAAGAGGGCAGGGAUCUUCGGCCUGGAAAAAAGCUCCCUCUUUGCCAGAAUUAAAACAUCAGUCAUGCCUUUCUCUUUGCCAGCUUGACUGAACGUGUAAUUUCAGUCUGGAGACUCAAGGCUCUGAUCCUCCACCUAUUCUUUUCCUGUAUAUUUAUUGCCCUUCUUUAAAAGGUUUCAUUCCCAGGUGUUCCAGUGUGUGCAGACUUGUUCCUCAGAUUCACAUACACCUCUGGCCAGAUCCCAGCCCACCUACGAGUUCUUUGGCCACCACACAGUUACAUGUGUACAGGAUGUGUCUCAUGGCUGAGUCCCACAGAAGAGAUUGUAGUACUGCAGCUACCACCACUAUUUCCAUUGCCAGGUCGAUUGUGAGGAGCUGAGCACCGUCCCUCCCCUCAGAUUGGAUUCCUUGUAAAUGAAGCUCACUCACUUCCUGAGGACCAGACCUCACUGAUGACUAGGAAGCAAAGAGUACCCAGAAAAGCACUUUUACCACGGACUCCACCUCAGGAGCACCAGGAACUUGUCUUCUAAGUAAAAGCUGUGCCCCUUCUGUGCAGACCCGAUGUCUACUGCAAUGGAUACAGAAUCAACAUAUUCGGGAUACUCCCACUACUCAGGUCACUCCAAAAAAGCCCACAGACAAGGGAGUCGGGACAGGCACAAAUCGCCGCGAAGCAAAGAUGGCAGCCGGUCGGAGAAGUCCGUCACUAUCCAGACACCUCCCGCAGAGCCGCUGCUUGGGAACGACGCCUCUCGGGCAGAGGAGGGCCAGGAUGACAACUGGGGUGAGACCACAACAGCAAUCACAGGCACCUCAGAGCACAGCAUUUCCCAGGAGGACAUUGCCCGGAUCAGUAAGGAUCUGGAGGACAGUGUUGGGUUGGACUGCAAACGUUACCUGGGCUUAACAGUGGCAGCUGUUCUCGGACUCCUUGUCUUCCUUACCCCCAUCGCCUUCAUUCUGUUACCCCAAAUCCUGUGGCGGGAUGAUCUGGAGCCAUGUGGUACUGUCUGUGAGGGACUGUUCAUCUCUGUGGCAUUUAAACUCCUCAUUCUUCUGAUCGGGACCUGGGCUCUGUUUUUCCGCCCACCCAAGGCAGAUAUACCACGGGUGUUUGUGUUCCGGGCCCUUCUGUUGGUCCUCAUCUUCCUGUUUGUGUUUUCCUACUGGCUCUUCUACGGCGUUCGCAUCUUGGACUCGAAGGACACCAACUACCAAGGAAUAGUGCAGUACGCCGUGUCCCUGGUGGAUGCUCUGCUCUUCAUUCACUACCUGGCCAUUGUGCUGCUGGAGCUGCGGCAGCUGCAGCCCAUGUUCACUGUCAAGGUGGUUCGGUCAACGGAUGGAGAGUCACGAUACUACAGCUUGGGGCACUUGAGCAUCCAGCGAGCUGCACUGGUGGUUCUGGAAAAUUACUACAGAGAUUUCACAGUCUACAACCCAGCCUUGUUAACAGCCUCCAAAUCCCGUGCAGCCAAGCAUAUGGCUGGCCUGAAAGUCUACAACGUUGAUGGCCCAGGUAACAACGCUUCGGGGCAGUCCCGCGCCAUGAUCGCCGCCGCCGCCCGUCGCAGGGACUCCAGUCACAACGAGCUCUACUACGAGGAGGCCGACCACGAGCGCCGAGUCAAGAAACGCCGUGCGAGGCUUGUGGUUGCAGUAGAGGAGGCUUUCACUCACAUCAAACGCCUCCAGGCAGAAGAACAGCAGAAAGCUCCAGGAGAGAUGAUGGACCCCCGAGAAGCAGCCCAGGCAAUCUUCCCCUCCAUGGCAAGAGCUCUGCAGAAGUACCUUCGCACCACUCGCCAGCAACAGUACCACAGCAUGGAGAGCAUCUUGCAACACUUGUCCUUCUGUAUCACCAAUAACAUGACACCAAAGGCAUUCCUGGAGCGUUACCUCAACCCGGGCCCAACCCUCCAGUACGACAGGGAUCGCUGGUUCUCCAAGCAGUGGACGCUUGUCAGCGAGGAAGCGGUCACAAGCGGGUUACAAGACGGCGUUGUUUUUGUCCUCAAGUGCUUGGACUUCAGCCUUGUUGUUAAUGUGAAGAAAAUCCCCUUCAUCAAACUCUCAGAAGAGUUCAUAGACCCUAAAUCUCAUAAAUUUGUCCUCCGCUUACAGUCUGAGACUUCAGUCUAAGGGAUUUUGAGGGUGGGUUGUUAGGGGAUUUUUUUUUUUCCUCUGUAUUGUGCUUUUGGGUUUAAUUUCCCCAAUGCUGACUGAAACUGGCAGAUGAUGGACCAGUAAUCUUUUACCAUCUGCACUUUAUUUGGAAAGGGGAGGGGGGAGUUGGGAUAUCUUAUCGAGAGAGAAAUACCUUAAGAGGCGACAGGGUGACUUGGCUCAGUUAGCUCAGCCUUGGAGACAGAACAGUUUUAUUUUUUUUCUUUUCCCUCCCCUUUCCAGGCAUACUGUAAAUCUCACGCUCUGCUUUCUCUGCACAAUUGCAACGUCAGUGUUUUUGUUGGAGCUCUGCCUUACACCCUGUGUGCGCCCGUGCUCGUGUGUCUCUGCUUUUGCUACCUGUAGCUGUUUCUGAGAGCACAUUGCUCACCUCCCUGUUACAGAAACCUGCUUGCACAGGAGCAUGGCAGCCCCUGUUUGCUCAGAGAGGAGAGGCUAUCAAUGGGCUGCCUCUCUGAGCUGCCUAACCUGGAGACUGAAGAUUUUUAUUCUUUUCCUCCUCUCCACGUGCCCUCUUCUGUCAGUACUUGACUUGUACAAGCAUAACGGGAUGAUUUUGCUCUCUGUGUCUCUGUGAAGUUGCUUAUCUUGAACUGGAUCUGCCCAUCUUGCAGCUCUUUCAAUUUUUUAUUUUUAUUGUUUUUUUACCAGUGCUUUGUUAGUGAAACUGGUCUGUGUGACACAGCUCCCUGUUAUCUCUCACCUGCUUCCCUCUCUCCUGCUUGCCUGGAUCUUUGUUGGGCACUCCCAAGGCUCCCUGUUUUUGUCCUCUUCUGUCUGGCUUUCCAAACGUGUUUCUCCAGCCGCAGUCCCCCUGGGGUCUGCCUUACUGCCGCUUCCUUUUGCACCUGCAAGGGCUGCGUAUUUGCACUGGGACAGGGUGGGUAAGUCGCUGGCUCCUCCUCAGAUAAAUCACAACCUCUCCCUACGUCUGACAGCCUCUUUGAGGGGAAGUGAGGGUGCAGGCAAGAAUGUGCCCCUCCCUCUCCACUGGCUUCAAGUGUGUCUUGAGGAAAGAUGGGCAAAAGCACUUCCCUCCUGGAGGAGAGGAGCCAGGGAAGGGCUGACCUGCCACAUGCACUUGCUUUGGAGAACUGCUGUGCUCUGGAAACGCUCCAGUUUGUCCUUCCCCACCAUGCGCCUUCAGCUAUAGCUAAGAAAUACCAAACUGUGUCUGAAUGUUGAAAAUCUGCCUGCCUUUUUGUACUGCGGGAGUUUCUGCUCAGUGUCUGGAUCUGCUCCUGUGGGAGGUAUGUAGCUCCAGCAGCUUGGUUUGUAAGGCUGGCUUUGCCCAUCAGUGUAGCUUUCAUGUGUGGCUUUUGCCAUCUGAGAUGUGCGGAGUUUUGACGGGUUUUCUUUUAUUGAUGGGCCUGAAGUGGUUUCUGAAGUGUGAUUGCUGGCACAGGGCAUCCUGUGACUCUGGAGUGUGCUUCAAGGCUGGCAGUGAGCUGCCUUCCAUCAGGCCCCCACAAGACCCCUUCCCCGGCUCUGUGGUGGUGGAUUUGUGUGUGUGAAUGCACACAACUCUGUUGAUUCUGCCCAGUCUUUCGCCAUGCAAAUACCUCUCUCAGGCAGGAUCUGACCUGCCCUCCAUACAGAUGUCUUAUUGCAGAGGGCCCCGGUUCAGCGAGGUAUGUAAGCCAGUGCCUUUCAUUACCAGGGUGUAUUGUCUUCUGAGAGGGGCUGUUACAGCCCCUCCUGUCCCCUUUGGCCUUUUCCAGGCUUUCCCUGGGCUCUUCCAGCAGCUUGUGGAUCUGUCUCCAUUCUCCGACUAGCAGAAGGUGGCCCAGCUAAGAGCAGGAAGCAGGGCUCUGCCAGUUUGGCAUGGCAUGGCUGGUGUGGGCUGGCUGGUGCCCACCACAAGCUGGUGUGAGGGAGUGCCACCUUAAACAGAGGUGCUGGGACAGGACAGUGGGAUCCAGCUUUUCCCAGCUUCAGCAGCAAUGGAGCUGCAUGUCCAACUGCAGAUAGUCGUCUUGAGAUCAAGGGAGCAACCUGGUGAGCAGGGGUCCAAAGUGGUGAUUCCCCAUCCAAAGUGACACCUGCAGUCUCCCACACCUUUCUUACUAGUGCAUAGUGGUCACCUGGAUCCUGUCUUCUCCAUGUGAUGUGCCAGACAUGGUUGUGAGGAAAUGUAUGUGAUGGGCUCAGACCCACAUCUCUUAAAGGAUAGGAAGUAGGUAAAGUUUUCCCUUCUCUAAACUUACUGUUUGGAUUUCUUUCUAGGUCAGGCUUCCUGGUAGUUUGUACAGGGACUCAUUUAUUGUCUGUGGCCUUUGCAGUAUUUUAUUUGGAAAAAAAAAAUAUUAUUCCCUCCUUAAAAAAAGGAAAGGGAGCAUAUAGUGUCUCAUACUUGGCUGUCCUGAAGACGCAUAUAUCUGGCUUUUUUGAUGUGCAUAACCAGCAAGGUGGAAAAGACUUGGGAGUAGCUUGGGAGACUGUGGAGCACUUAGGCCUGUGUGAAGGCUACUGCCUGUGGCUGAAUUGGCUCAUUUCUGUGAAGCCAGAGCAAGAACCACCUUGCCAGGGGGUAGGGUGUGCCUUGUGCAUGAGAGCACCUUGUCUCAGCCACCUCUGCAAAACUUUCUUACUUUCCCAGGAUUUCCUUCUCCUUUCCUUUUCCCUCCCCCUCAAGGGGGGUUGUCUGACAGUAUCUGCUCAGGAAACUCAUGUCUUAAUUGCAUUAAAUCCUUGAACACAUGGAGAACCAGAAGGAAGCAGCAUGUGCUUGCUCUUGAUCUGCUUCCUCAUCUGGGUGCUGUGGUUUAGCGCUGCCUUUUCUGCCUGCUGUCAAAAAGGACACUGUCAACAGGGGCCAACUCCUACCUGAAGUUCUCUUCCGUGUGCCGGCAGCAUGAAUGCUUUGCGUGACGAAAUCUGAAGGAGAGGACUUGGCCUCUCAAAGGGACUCUGCAAAGAUGCAACCUGCUUAGGGGUGAGGGCAGACUAAAAGGGGAACUGAGACUCCUGAGUAUUCCUUGGGUUUGUUUUGGGGGGUUUUAUGACAUUUUAUUUUCCAGGGUGUCUCUUGUUUCCUUUCUGUGUGCAAAAUCGGAGGACCAAUGUCAUACCUACCUCACUGGGGUGUUGUGAGGCUAAACUCAACUUGUCGUCAAAUGCUUUGAGAUCCAUGGAUAGAUCUGUGGCAUCUGUGGGAAUUCAGACUCUUCAUAAAAAUACUGAGUGGCGAGAGCAGACUGAUUUGUUUAACUCUGUUUAUAGCCAGCUAAUGAGUAAGAAUCGAAUCACAGGGAAUGAAGCUCUGAUCCAAAAUCCUACAGUCCUGCAGAGCUUGCCAAGAGCUGAACUUCAAUAAGGCUUGAAGGGUUUGCCAGCCAAGCACAGGCUGUUUUCCUCUGAAUGCCUCUCCUAUCCUAUCCUGCACUGUCUCCUUGCACAUAUACUCUCCCUCCUCUCGGCCUGGAUGCUUGUACCUGGCUGGGAGUUGUAUUUUGUUUUGUUUUUUUUUCUAGAAUUCAGGUGGUUUAUAAGACAACCCUGUUUGUGGUCUAGUGGACAAUGCCCCCCUCAGAAGAGAGCCUUGCACUGGACAUCCUUCACUAAAGGCUGAACCAUUCCCUAGCGGGCAGUGUUGCUGAGCCAGGAGUGGAGCUGCCCCACUCCUCUCUUCCAUGUUGUUGUUUUUUCUGUGACUGUCAAGUAUGCUGCUUGGAUACUUUAAAGGCUUUGGUUUGUUGCUCUCAAAUUUGUUACAGCCAAAAUCCAAAGCCAUGCUGAGAUCUUCCAAAACCAGAUGCAGCGAAGACUUUCAGCUGUUCUGGAGCAGAUGGAAAUGGCUGUGGGUUUCCACGAAGGCUGGUUUUCUCUCACUCUUUAGCAAUGAAAAAGAUUUGGGUUUGUUCCAGCUUCUAGGAGCAGUAGGGACAGAUACUAGACCCUUAAUACCUUGCCACUCCUGUAACUAGGCUUGGGCAGAGGUUGUCAGCAUGUAUGUUAGCCUCCCGUUGCCAUGUGGCUGCAGCCAUCCUGGGGGAGGCUCUGUGGGGCUGCCCCAGGUCUCCUGACUCCUUUCCCUCUCAAGGAGCAGAGCAAGCAGCGCUCCUAGAAGCGUAAGCAUUUUAGCGCUCCCCUCUGUAGCACACCAGUCCCUGGCCAAGCCUCUGUGGUCAGCCAGGGGGGGUGGCAGGGCUGCUUGGAACUACCAGUUUUCACCCCUGUAGGCAGCAGGGGGAUGCCCUGUGCAUGAAAAGGUGGGGUGAUGCAGCUUGCCCACGCAGCAAGGUCAGCUCCUGGUUCUGGGCUUGCCCUGGGUGCCUUCAAGAGCAAAACCCCCUAAAGGGGGAUACUGGGGGGGAGGGCAGAUCUGAUUUCUGUCUCUGCCAGCUUUUCCUCUGACUGCUGCCUCUAAAAAUUUCCCUGCCAACAACUUCAGUCAUUCCACCUCCCAUCCUCCGCUCCCUGUUUUUUUCCUCAAGAUCCCUAGUGAGGCAGAAGAACUAUCUGCUGAGGUGGGAGGUGCUGAAGCUGGAGCUUGGGGCUGCUCAUGCUAAGGCUCAAGUUUGUGGGAUAUAUGAACAAAUCCUAACCCUCACAGAGCCUCCACUUUUUCCUUUGGCUUGGGGAUCUCCACACAAAGCCUCGGGAAUUGGCUGUUGCCAAGUAUGCCAAAAGCUGUGGGGAAGCACUUUCUAAAACCUGUCCUGCCUAAACAACUUUUAAAAGCCUUGUUUGAGAUGUGCUUGUUUCCAACACUUGCUACUGAAGAAGCUGGAAAGGUGUGCUGUGCUAAAUGUGGAAACCUACUAAAGCCAAUUUCAUCUUGCUUGCCAAAACUUGUAAAUCUGCCCUUUUUAAAAGUUAAAAGUCUUGCAGUCUUUUGCAAAAAUGCUGAGUCUGAUCUUUAGACUCUGUUCCUCAGUUGUGCUCAGUUCUGCCCUGCCGUGUGAGAGCUGUUCACAAGAUGUGUGCAGAGAUGUCUGUUUCCUCAUUCAGUUUGUGUGUCUGUCUGCUUUUUCCCCUUAUAGGUGUGUGCAUUCUACAUGUCUAAAGCCUUAAGCCAGGCUUGGUGGUUCAGUGUUUAAAGGAAGUUAAGAAGGAAGCACUCUUUGGAUUGAGCUGUUGGGUUUUUUUUAAAAAAACCACGCGUUCAAACCCUGAAAAAAAAAACUCCCUCGAAUAUCUGUUCUCCUAAAAGAGAUGGCUUUGGGCCAUGAAGCCUCCUACAGGAAUAAGCAUCCUCCUGUGUUCAGGCUGCUGCGUCCCACAGAUGAUGACCAAAAGUUCCUGUUUCUGACAGCUGCUCUGUGACCGGUGCCGAUUGCUUUGGGAUACUCCUGAGCCUGGUCCCUGCAGCACCAGCGCUACAGCCGGUGUUAUCCGCCCCUCUGCAUCCCUCCCAGACUGUUUUUAUCCCAGGAACACACGGAAGCCCUGGGGGCAGCAACCGGCCCUGCCCUGUGUCUGUGUGCUCUGCUGAGACAGGGAAUCCUUCCCUCGGGCUGCUUCCCGGGCACCUCUCUGCAGCGCCAAGGAAGCUUGUGGGGGUGCCUCCUGCGUGCGUGAGGGGGUGCUGUGGCUUGCUACCUGCACAGAUGUAACUGUGAAGAAAUCUUACACACUUCUGUGCCUGUUUCUUUGAUUCAACAUUAUCGUGUCUUGGGGAAGGGGGUGGGAGCAAGCGCCCUUCCCUCGCCCUCUUUUUGAUCACUGUGUAAUACUCUUUUUCUACACGAACUGUGUAUAGUAAGAUGGGUUUUGACAAGGUUUUCUAAUUAAUAGACACUAACCAGCAGUUCUUCUUUCCUCUCCUCUUUGCACAUGUGACUGUAACUGCAAUGGUACAUGGUCUUUCUGUUCUUUUCUAAUUGUGAACUUAAGUAAGCAAAUUUCUGGUGUCUGUGACAUUAAUGCACUGUGGGUCUAGCCUAGUAAGUUGUUCUGUUCCAAGCUGGGUUCUCUUAAGUUAUAGCUGGAUGGGGUUUUGUUGUUUUUAAACUGAAACAUAAAACCGUUUUACACUUUGCAUAUUUUGUACAGUAAAAUUCUGGAAAUAAACUGAAACCAGA
This is a messenger RNA of Apus apus (common swift), 9358 nucleotides long. It is a transcript of the gene VANGL1, whose product is annotated as VANGL planar cell polarity protein 1. NCBI's taxonomy places the organism in Eukaryota, Metazoa, Chordata, Aves, Apodiformes, Apodidae. Bases 1707 to 3287 code for a protein of 526 amino acids. The transcript has 8 exons. Gene Ontology annotation, biological process: multicellular organism development. The record is from RefSeq and is a predicted model, not a curated record. Gene Ontology annotation, cellular component: plasma membrane.